CGCGCGAAUGCAACCGGGCAGAAGCGCCAGUCGCAUGAGCCGUGUGAGUAUGUCCCGAGCAGGAGCAAGGGCGUCGCAGGACAACCGGGGCCGGAUCAACACACGCAAGCUGUCGACGAGUGUCAUCAUGGUCGUCCAACAGCGCCAAAAUCGAUGGACGAUCGACGCCGAGUCCAAGUGGCUGAGCGCGUGGAACGCGGUGCUCCUCGUCGCAAUCAUCCAUGCCGUUUUCUGCGUCUCAUUUGUCGUGUCAUUUCAACUCUACGACGAUGUCCAUGCGACGCACGACCGCCUCGACUUCCUCGAGCUCCUCUUCGCCAUUGACAUCGUGGUCAACAUGCAUACUACGUUCUACGAAAGCGGCAACGUCGUCAUGGAACUGUGGCGGACUCGCGCCAAGUAUUUGUGCUCACCAGCGUUUGUCCUCGAUGUCAUCCCGUUACUUCCUCUGAGGCGGUGCUUCGCACCAGACCCCAUUGCGACGGUUGGGAAAUGCGUCGACUUACUCAAGAUCAUAAGGCUCCUUCGCCUCCCAAAGUGCAUCCUCCACGUCGAGCACCUCUUGGCCAAGUACUUUACCCUCGUCAAGCGCAUCAAAAUCGUAGGUGCAUGUAUCGCCGUGUCGCACGUGUUGGCGUGCGUGCGGGGCUGGUACUACCCCAACGAUCACAACGACCAUGGGCGGCGGUUGUCAGGGUCGUCCGGAGAUCCGUGGAUUCCCAUACCUAGCACAACUCCCGGCCGGGACUACCUUGCGUCCGCAUUCUGGUCGUUCGGAAUCCUGUCAGGGCUGUUUGAAGGGGAAUUGCCCCGCACGAUCAACGCGUCGCUUUUGACCCUCGUCGUCAUGCUCUCCGGGCUCUUUCUGUUUCCGUACAUCUGCGGGACCUUUUCCAUGAUCUCGAAAUGCACGUCCCAGCGCACCGAAGCGUUCGACGCGAAGCGAAACCAACUCAAGUACAUCAUGGCGUACCAUCGCGUGCCCAACGACGUCCAGCAGCGUGCGAUCGAUUACAUAGUGCAUGAACACAACACGGGCGAGGCGCUAGAUCGGGAGUACUUGGCACAUCUAACUCCAAGUAUCGUACGCGACAUCAAAGUUGCCGUGCACGAGAAGAUGCUGUCCCAAGUCCCGCUGUUCCGACCAUGCAGCCCCCAUUUCAUCCACGCGCUAGUGGCGCUGAUGGAUAGCAAGACCAUGCCGGCAAACUGCGUCGUGUGCUGCGAGGGCGAUGACGCAGAUGCUAUGUAUUUCGUGCAGACGGGUGUUCUCUUGUUGACUAAAGCUCAUGUCCGCGAGCCCAAGGAGCUUCGAAAGGGCAUGUACUUUGGCGAAUUUGGUCUCGUUGCUCCUCAAGUUCGUCACCACACAGUGACAACCGCCACGUACUGCAUCUUAACCGUGUUGACGCGAGCCAAUGCCGCCGUCGUCCUCGCCGCAUAUCCGCAUUGGGCGGGAAAACUCAAAGAUACCGCGGCGAAGCUGCUCGCGCUCGAUACGCGACGGACAAGGCACCAUCAAGAUCUUGCCGACAUCUCGCAAGUGGCCGCGGUCGGGGUCAAACGGUCCAAGUGGACACUACUCUUGGGCUGCCAUACGAUCCACCGCCACGGCGACAUGCGGUUGGGAUGGCUCGUUGGUCUUCAGCUCAUUCAACUGUACCACGUGGUGUCCGUUCCACUGCACGUGUGCUUUCCAGCCAUCCAUUUUUCUGGAGCAUCCACCGCGAUCAACACCAUCGUCGAUGCGUGUCUGUGGCUAGACAUGUAUGCAAACCUGCACUUGAGCUACAUCCAAGAUGCCGAACACAUCGUCGACGUUGUGCAGUGCGCGCGGCACUAUCUCCACUCGACAGCACUUCUCCAUUUGCUCUCGACUUUCCCGUGGUGGAUUCUUGCCCCCAGCUACCCCGGGGCUGCGGUUCGGCUGCCUCGCCUGCUGCGGUUGUGGGAUGUGUCGAGUCAACUGGACGAGAUCUCGCACCACGUUACUUUGGACGGCCCCAAACGCACGGCUCUCCUCUGCCUCUUGCUCCUUGCCACGUACCACUUGACUAGUUGCAUGUACUUUUGCAUGACCGAGGUGGACGGAUUCAGCUCUCGACCAGGCCAAGACUGGCUCCCUCCCGUUGCUUUCAAGUUGGCGCCGUGGAACGCCACGCACAUGGUCGACGGUCUGAAUGAAACCCACGAGAUCGGGUCGCCAUCUUACCGCAACAUCACGUGGAAUCAGUACUCGCACUCGUUUUACUACGCCGCGUCCGUGAUUACGUCGCUCGGGCGCGGCAUCGAGCCAGACACGGUCCAUCAGUACAUGUUCCACUACGUGUUUAUGGUGUUCGGGUUCAUCUUUAUGGCGUACAUCAUCGACGAGGUCCAGAAAGGCAUCACGGCGUCGGCCGUCGAACAAGUCGCGUUCCUCAGCCGCCGGGCCAACAUCCUUUGGUUUCUCCAACAGCAGCAUGUGCCACCCCACAUCCACCGACGUGUCAACUCGUUCUUGGAGUUUUGGUGGAGCGCACACCGAGGGGCUGAUAUCAACGCGCUACUCUCGCCGCUUCCCCUCCAAACGCGGCGAGACAUCCUGUCCCACGUCUGUCAUGCCGUCCUUGCUCGCUUUCAGCUUCUUGGUCAAGUCACCAACGACCCUAUAGCGGGGGCCGCGUUGUUUGGCAACCUCUCGGCCGCAUUCCUCGACGCAAUUCACAUUCGCCUGUACGGCCAAGACGAAACCAUCUUCACCGCGGGGGACUAUGCCAAUGGCAUAUACUUUCUCGUGGAAGGACGUGUGGUUGCCGACAUGACGCCACCAUGCCGUGUUACAAUCGGCAUGCCCUUUGGCCUGGCAGCGCUUGACGUUGGGUCGCCCGAUGCUAUCUAUUACAAACACACGACAGUGGCUCUCAGCGGAUGCAUCGUCGCGUUUCUGUCGCAAGGAGGCAUCUCAACGCUGCUGCAGCUCAUGCCGACCUUUGUCGAUGAACUGCAGACAAGGGACCUGCGAGCUGCAUCCCAAACACAACUGGUUCCCUCGGUACGGUGGCCAACAUUAGCCACCAACUCUGCCGCACAUCUCCACAAGUCUGCCAUCGACCCCGACGCACCCGUCGUGAUACUAUGGGAGCUCUGCACGUUUGUUGGAAUGAGCUACCAAUGCAUUGGGGUGCCAUUUCGCAUGGCGUUUGGGCGGUCCGCCGACGUUUCGUCGACUGACAGCGUUGUGAUGGCCCUGGAAGUUUUCUUCUUGCUCGACAUGGUGCUGCGGCUGCAUUUAGGGUACUACGAAUACGGCAACAAAGUGAUGGACCCGCGGUUGAUUCGACAGCGGUAUGUGAAGUCGUUGGCUUGCGUCAUGGACGUGCUCGCGAUUCUUCCGUUGCAACUCGUGAAUUGGGCGGCAUCGAGCGAUAUACGGUCCGAGUCGUGGAACGCCAACAAGCUCGUGCGUAUGUACAAACUGUCGUCGAUGCUGUCGCGGUUCGAGCAGCGCUUCGUCACGCUCAACAUCCACGUUCGGAUGUUCCAGCUCCUGUUGUACACGUUUUUCCUAAGCCACUGGGUCGGAUGCAUCUGGUUCAACUUUGCGUCGAACGAAACCAACCUCUCGACCAGCACCGCGUUCGGGCUGAAUUCGUGGCUCCCGCCAGCGUCGCUCCAAAACAAAACGGUCACAUUCCAGUACUACGCCACGUUGUUUUGGGGCUUUGGGACCAUGUCGGGGUGUUCGCCUCGCAACCUGCCCACGACGACCGUCGAGCGCUUCUUCAACGUGUUUGGCAUCCUCUGUGGGGUCUUUUUGUUUUCGUACGUGCUGGGCAACCUCGCCGACAUUGUCAAGGUUGUGGACGGUCACAACCGAGCGUUCUACGCCAAGCUGAGCACGCUGCGGCUCUUCUUAACCAAGUACCGCUUUCCGCCCAAGAUUGAGGACCGCAUCAAGCACUACUACUUUUACCAGACUUUUCACUCGAUCCAUCAGGAGUCGAUCCUGAGUGCGUGCUUGCCGCCGUCACUCGUUACAGACACCCGCAUGUUCCUUCUGCAGCCCAUCAUGGAUCAAGUUGCGUUUCUCCAAGGCACGGACCCCCACAGCCGUCAAGCGAUUCGCAUGGUCGUGUCGCUUCUCGUGCAGCAGCUCAUUCCCCGCGGGAAAGUUAUUUGCAAACAAGGUGACAUCGGCCUCGAAAUGUUUUUCGUCUAUGCAGGAUGUUUGGAUGUCCUGGUGACAGAAACCAUCCGUGCGCCGUCGUCAAGGCCCAAGCUCGCCGCGUCGCCGUCGAUUCGAACGCAGAGGAUGGAAUCGGUCAUUCAAAUGUUCCAGCGCGCGACCAAGACGGCGCCAACCCCUCGUCCCCUUCAAAGCGGAUCCGUCAGUAUGCGGUUCAGUGACGCGUCGUCCAUGCUCCAAGCAACGAAUGGCACGAUCCACGUCAAAGUGAACGAGAUCCUACCCGGGAGUUUCUUUGGCGAAGCGUCGCUCUUCUCCGACAAACCACGCAAUGCCAACAUCCAAGCGCGGACGUUCUGCACUGUGUACACUUUGUCAAGACAGCACUUGCACGCUGUGUUCAAGCUUCAUCCGACGUGGAAGGAGUCGGUGCUAAACACUGUCAACGGGUACCAAAAAGAUCUCCAAACGAAAACCAUCGUUGCCAAGGUGACCACGACUCUCGCGGCUUCCGUCAAGGAAAAUCGUCGGCGAUCAUCUGCUGUUGCCACGGUGGCGAACGUUGCCCGCAAAACCAGCGCGUCCUUCACCGCGGUCCUGGACGCACUCUAUCCAAAAACCACCACCACUGUCACGACUCGUUCCAUCAGGUCCGUCGCCCGCCGCCUCAUGCGAAUUGAAGUCCAAUCUUCCUUGUACAUUCGAUGGCUCCAAGUGUUGUCCGUGUGCAUCGUGUACCAAGCUUUGUACGUUCCGUACACAAUCUGUUUCAACGUUGCGAUCGAGUCGACGGCAGUCAUGCGCGCCUCGAUCCUGCUCAAUAUCGUGACCGAUGCUGCGUUUGCAUUUGACAUUUGGUUUCGACUACACCUGGUCGCGAACGACACGUCACUCGAGUUUUACGAAGGCGCGAUCGCCGGGCGGGGUAGCUACCGAUGGCCAGCCAAGGCUGUAGACGUGUUAUGCGUGCUGCCCCUUGACUACGUCGGCUACGCAGCCAUCGACGCCGCCAUCGGACGCCACGCGUUGUACUUUCUCCGUCUGAAUCGGUGCGCGAAACUCGUACGACUUCCCCAUGCCCUCAGCGAAAUCACUCGGCUGUCCCUCGCCAACGACGUGAAUUUUCUUCGAAAGCUCGUCGCUGUAUACCUGUGCAUCAUCUACUGGGUUGGGUGCCUCUAUUUUUGCCUCACGUACGUCGAUGGGUACGGCGACGACUGGCAUUCGUGGCUCCCAGUCAAGGACUUUGAAGCGGCGCACACGGCGGCCAACGACAUCCAUCGGCUCCUCCGUGCCAUGUACUUUUCAACGGGCAUCUUCACCAAUACAGGGGUGACGCUACUCCCAACAACCGUCUACGAGUAUGUUUUUGUCAUCGGUGUCUGCCUCUGCUGCCUCUUCCUGACGUCCUACUUCAUCGGGCAAGUCUCGACCAUGUUUGUGUGUCUGACGCAGCACGAAGUCGAGUUUCGCAUCCAUGAAAUGUACACUGAGUCGUACAUUGGUCGCACGCCGCUCAAGACGAGUCUCCGUCUGCGCCUGUACAAGUUUCUAAACUACUGGUGGCAUGCACAUCGAGGGGUCCGUCAUGACGACAUUUUGCAAGAACUGCCGCCGGAAAUCAAGGGCCACGCGAUGGUGUUCAUGGCGCACAACGCAUUGACGACGUUUGUCACGACGUUCUUCGCGCCGCUGCGCGCUGAGCCUGGCGAACUCGACAUGUUACGAUUUCGCAUUGCAUGCGGUCUGCGUUUGGAGAUAUACCCCCACGAUGAGUACGUGAUCGUCGAAGGUGACAUUGCAACGACCAUGUACUUUGUCGUGUCGGGCAGCCUCCUCACGACGCAUCACAACAACUCGACCGCGAUCCAUCGAUACCGUGAGGGCCACUUCUUCGGCGAGACGAACUUCCUGACGGCACCGUGCGCGCCAGCGUCGGUCAAGACGUUGCGCGCGUGCGAGCUCUUGGCACUGCCAGCGACCGGUCUCGUGGACGCGAUGGACGGGGUGCCGCACUUCAAGCAAGCGUACCAAACGGUGGUGGAAAUGUACGGAGGUGGAAAUAAAGACGACGUGGCCAUUGAAUCGAUUGGGGCGAAGCUGAAGUUUAUCCACCCUACGUUCUUACACGGAACCGUGCCGACGACCGACCGCGACUACUGGGACGCAUUCCGCAGGUUUCUCCAUUUGGUGCACGUGUCACACGCCAAGGAGAUCGAAUUGGAUGCAUCGGCGGCGUACAAGUUUCUGGACUGCUCGUGCUGUCAUGGCGCGGUCGCCACCAUCAUGUGUCCGAUCUGUCGAGCCAACUUCUGCACCGGGUGCAACUUCCUCGUGCACCUCAACACGGAGCGUGAAGCUCAUUUGGAAGAAACGAAGCCGAUCCAUGCCGCGCGCCGACUUUUUAUCAUGUACUAUUUCGCCAAACGAUGGAAGUUGCGUGCCCAGCAAGCAAUUGCAGCUCGCAAGGCCAAGUUGGGACAGGACGGCCCGCCGACGUCGGUCAACGAACACGACUCGCGUGCAGAGAUGUGCCAGCUACUUGAAACAGGCUUCGUCUUUAACACUCCCUCCGAUGCCGACGACAAAGAUGCUGCAAAGAAGAAGCACAAGUUGCAAAGUGGAAGAAGCGAGCCCGGCAAAAGGACUUGGCGGCCGCGAUUGCAAGCAAGUCCAAGCGCAUCGCAUGGGCGCACAUCGAAACGUUCAGGAAACAUGAAGCCAGGGCACAUAUCCAGUCCCAGCAUGUCGGAUAUUCCGUUGAACUCAGCGGCAGUGCGCCCGGUUGCUCACGUCCGAAAUCCCCGAGUACCCAGGGAACGUGCUCCCCCGGCGGAGCAAUCGCUUCCUUGA
Messenger RNA from Aphanomyces invadans, 7021 nucleotides. RefSeq lists its product as hypothetical. Lineage: Eukaryota; Oomycota; Saprolegniomycetes; Saprolegniales; Verrucalvaceae. The transcript is spliced from 9 exons. Gene Ontology annotation, cellular component: membrane. The record is from RefSeq and is a predicted model, not a curated record. Gene Ontology annotation, biological process: monoatomic ion transport; transmembrane transport. Gene Ontology annotation, molecular function: monoatomic ion channel activity; protein-containing complex binding. Bases 8 to 7021 code for a protein of 2337 amino acids.